Phycodurus eques (leafy seadragon) is the source of this 4609-nucleotide messenger RNA. RefSeq names its product hsFATP2a_ACSVL_like domain-containing protein. Gene Ontology annotation, molecular function: long-chain fatty acid-CoA ligase activity; long-chain fatty acid transmembrane transporter activity. The record is from RefSeq and is a predicted model, not a curated record. NCBI's taxonomy places the organism in Eukaryota, Metazoa, Chordata, Actinopteri, Syngnathiformes, Syngnathidae. The coding region runs from base 58 to 1986 and encodes 642 amino acids. The transcript has 10 exons.
CACCGAUCCUCCGGAGGCACAUCCAUCCGGAGCGCGGCGCAUCUGCUCCGGCGCACGAUGUUGCUGUGGCUGACGGCGGCGGGCAGCUUGCUGCUGCUCCUGGUCAGGGCGCUCUUCCCCUACUGGGCGGACGACUGCGCGCACAUCCUCAGGAGCCUCCUCCUCGCCGCCCGACUCCUCAAGUACAAGAGGAGCCAGCCGUUCCGCGGCGUGCUGGACGCCUUCCUGGCGGCGGCCAGGAGACACCCGGCCAAGACCUUCUUGCACUUCGAGGGCGAGCGCUUUUCCUACGGGGACGUGGACCUGCGCAGCAACCGGCUGGCCCGGGUGCUGAGGCAGGAGGCUCGCCUCCGGGAGGGGGACGCGGUGGCCCUCUUUCUGGGCAACGAGCCCAACCUCGUGUGCGCCUGGCUCGGCCUCGCCAAACUGGGCUGUCCGGUCGCCCUGCUUAACUUCCACAUCAGAGCCAAGUCUCUGCUGCACUGCUUCUCCUGCUGCGGGGCCAAAGUGCUGGUGACGUCGGCAGAGUUGCAGGAUGCGGUGGAGGAAGUUUUACCUGCGCUGAGAGAGCAGGGGGUCAGCGUCUACCUCCUGUCAGAGACGCGGAAGAUUCGGGGUGUCGGUUCCUUGGCCGACAAGAUCUCCGAGGCCUCGGACCGACCUUUGCCGAGAGACCUCCGAGCCAACGUGACCGUCCGGAGUACUGCCUUGUACAUCUACACGUCGGGAACCACCGGCUUGCCUAAAGCGGCGAUCGUCACCCACGAGAGGAUGUGGGCCGCGUCCUUCAUCCAGUCGGCGUGCGGCGUCGCGAGAGACGACGUCUUCUACAUCAAUCUGCCGCUCUACCACAGCUCAGGCUUCCUCAUCGGGUUGGGGGGCUCUAUCGAGAGAGGGAUAUCAGUCGUGUUGAAGAGGAAGUUCUCCGCCUCCCAGUUCUGGGACGACUGCAGGGAGCACAACGUGACCGUGAUGCAGUACAUCGGCGAGACCAUGCGUUACCUCUGCAACGCACCCAAGAAGGACAACGAGAAGGAGCAUAAAGUGCGACUCGCCCUGGGCAAUGGCCUUCGCAGAGACGUCUGGUCCGAGUUUCUGUGGCGCUUCGGUGACAUUAAAGUAAAAGAACUGUAUGCGGCUACGGAAGGAAACAUCGGAUUCAUUAACUACACUUCCAAGGUCGGCGCUGUGGGACGGCUCAAUUUUUUCCACAGGCUCUGGACACAGAAGUGCUCCGCAGUAGUUUCUUUCGGAGAAACACCAUUAAAUGUCGUGAUCCUCUCCCUGCAGUUAAUCUUCCCGCACUUGUUGAUCAAGUUUGACAUUGAGAAGGAGGAGCCUGUCCGAAACUCUCAGGGUCUUUGCAUUGAGGCGGCCAGAGGUGAAAUGGGCCUCCUGGUGGGAAAGGUGACUCAGAGGUCGCCUUUUGUGGGCUACGCGGGCAACGAGCAGCAGACGGAGAAGAAGAGGCUCCGUGAUGUGAUGAAAAAUGGCGACUUGUACUUCAACACGGGAGAUUUGCUUCGCUUCGACGACGACAACUUUGUCUACUUUCACGAUCGUGUUGGUGACACAUUCAGAUGGAAGGGCGAGAACGUGGCCACAUCGGAGGUUGCGGACGUCCUCACCAUGGCGCGUUGCAUUUUAGAGGCAAACGUCUACGGUGUGAAGGUGAAAGGGAACGAAGGGCGGGCGGGCAUGGCGGCGAUCACUUUGAAAGACGGAGAAGACUUCGACUGCGUCGACGCUUACAGGCAGGCGGUCAACUAUCUGCCGGCCUACGCGCGCCCGCGAUUCAUCAGGAUACAGCCGGCCUUGGAGAUGACGGGCACAUUCAAGUUGAAGAAAACCAAGCUGGUGGACCAAGGCUUCGACCCGGCACUUAUCAGCGAUCCGUUAUACUACCUUGACGCCGCCAGACAGACCUUUGCUCCCAUGACGGAGGAGGUGUACAGCGCCAUAACCUGUGGCACUAUUAUACUUUAAUACAGUCAUGUUGAGAUAUUUGUUUUUAGGCAAGUUCGCUGCUUCAAACAACUCCUCUCAGGGAUGGACUAGCAUUCCAUCACAAGACAAAUUCUUGUGUUUCUCGCCCUAACCGCCAGAGAAAGCGCAGUACACUACAUCGCCCUGCCGAUGAUAAUAUUGGAUCCCUCACGGAGGACGAAAUCAACUGUAGCAUUUCAAACAAGACACUGAAAUCUUUUAUCCAAUGCUCUUGUAUGAGAAUGAAGUGUGUGUUAAUUAACAUGCUUAAAUUUUGGAAGAGAUUACUCUCCAAUCUGGUGUCAUUUAUUGGGUUUUGUUGUUGUUGUUGUUGUAGCUAAUGUUAUGGACGACCAAGCUUUGCUUUAUCACGUGAUUUAUUAUAUCACAGGUCAAGAGAGAGAGAGAGAGAGAGAGAGAGAGAGAGAGAGAGAGGCAAGGAACAUUUGGUUAGACUUGUUUAGACCGGGGUGGGCAAAAUAUUUGUGCACAUAUAGCCCAGAUCAUUAGUAGAUGAGGUAGAAAGUAAAACAUUUUCCCAAUAAAAUAGUUCAUGCUAAUUUAAAAAUAUUUCGAAUUUAUUUAGCUCUGAUUAAUUAACCAAAAUAAAUGUAUGUCAAGUUAAUUUAAGGAGAACAAAUAAAUGUAUUUAAGUAACACAUUUUAUGAAAACAACCCCAGCAAAAUGCAACAACUGCAUUUGAUAAAGGAGUAAUAAAUAAAAAUGAAUAAAUACUUGACAUAAUUCAACACUCCCGAUAAUCUAAAUGCUUCCCGUCCCACGGAAAUGUUAUCUUGUGAUAUCAUGUGUCAAAUUGUAUUUUUACAUUCUUGUAAUUUUUAAGAAUUAUCAUCAAGGUACCUUUUCAUGUAAUUACAACUUUAUCCUCAUUACACAACCUUUCCCCCCCCCCAUAAAAUUAUGACUUAAUCCUUGUAUUAGUGUUACCACAUUAUUAAAAAAAAUACACCCCCCCAUAAAAUUCCGAUUUAAUCGUCAUAAUAUUCUGACUGUAUUGUUAAAAAUCAUUUACUCGUAAAAUUGACUUUAACCUCAUAAUAUUCUGACUGUAUUCUUGCAAAUGUACUUUUUUUUCUUGUAAAAUGACAGCAAUCCUAAAAACAUUCUGACCAUAUCCUUGUUUUUAUAAAGUGCUCUAAAAAUAGUUAAAAAUAUGCUUUCCCCCCCCCAUAAAAUUACAACUGAAUGUGCAUGAAAUUCUGACUACCUUCUUAACAAAAAAAAAGCGUUUUUCUCAUAAAGUUAUGAAUUAAUCCUUGUAAUAUUCUAGUGUUAAAAAUAAGUGAAGGUAAAUAACGUGUUUAAAUUGGUCAAAUCACAACACUAAAGCGUCUUAAUGGUCUAUAUUUCACUAAAAGGUUGAUUUUGUGAAAUAUUUUGCUCAAGAAAAGUCAUUUCCAAUAUUAUCAAUCCGUUUUGGGUUGGGAAACCCCCCUCCACGUUUUGGUGUGACGUCAGUGGCGACCAAAUUUGCUGCAUAUGCUGUGUUGAAAACGAUAUGUACUAAAUGUAUGGAUACUAUGAAUUGGCAGUAUUGAAUCAUUUUAUAUAUUGUUGCACUCUGGCAAAAUCCCCCCCCCACCGCCCAAAUGACAACUUUUUAGGAAAGAAAAAAAAACCUGAGUGGAAACACUGCAUUAAAAUGAUAAGCACACAGCUGCGCGACAUCGUCGUCACUCAAUCAUAUACCAUUGCACUCUCGCAUGAACACAAGAGCUGUAAGACCCGAAAAUGAUGUUCAAUCGCUAAUUUAAUAUGCUUUAAAAAAAAAAUUCAUCGCUACUUUAUUAUGAGCCACAGUACCCACGGUAAUAUAGGUGGAAAUGAAUCACUUACAUCCGGUGGCCGGCGUCUACAAGCAGAGGCAUUACAGCGAUCGAUUCAAACAAAACAAGCCUACACAAAUUUAUUUGGCCUCCCUAUUUUUACUUAUCUUUCACAACAACAACAAAAGAAAAAGAAAAACCCCAUCCAAUUACAACUCAGGCUUGCUUGUGAGCCAACCAAGUACUUUAAUUAGUACAUGGAAAUAAGAUCAGCUUGUGGCACUUACGUCACAGCUCAAGUCGGGUUUCGAACGAAAUGUGGAGGGGCCAAGAGCUGGAUAUUCAAAAAGAAAAAAAAAAAAAAAAAACACACAAAGUGGAUUCGUCACAUGUACAAAUGUGCAUUAAGACAACAAAAUAAGCACUUCAUAAGGUAAAUACAGACUGUGAAAUAAUAAGACACCUGAUCCCACAGAGUAGUUUACUUAAAAAAUCAAUUUAUUUAUUAAUACAGUGGUAUACUUUUUUUUUUUUUUUUUUUUUAUUUAUUUUUUAAAAAAAAGUGUUGCAGAGGGGGGGAAAGUUUUAAACAAGACAUCCAAAUAAAUAAAAAGAAUGCUCAACACAUGGAGGAAAAAAAAAAAAAACUAGUGUUGCAUUGAAGCAUUGAAGUGUUAUCAUAUCAAAAGAAAAUAGUACUGAUGUGCCAUAAUAAAUCGUCUAUUAGUACAAAAAUACAUUUCAGGGCACACAAUAAAGCAUCCAGUAUCACAAAUAAAGGAAGGGACCAGUCGUCAUAACAGACCCCCUCACCCCUUAACCCCAUUUGAGCGCA